AUGAGAAGAACAACUCUUUAAUCUGAUUUGAAGUUACAUAAGAAAAAAAUGUUUAACAAAGAAAAUACACAAUAACCAGCAUAAACAGGUAGGAAGCAUUUCGAAGAAAAACAAUGUUACCUACCCUCUGGAUAAAAUGAGGAGAAUGGUUAAAUUAAGAAAGUAAGAGUAUUUUUUUGAUAAUAAGACUCUAAUGUUGUUUCCAGAAAAAAAAAAUGUUACUAAUUAUGACAAUGUCAUUGAAAGAAGACCUUCAAUUAGAAUAUUUUAAUAGCAAACAACCAGUUCAAAUUUUAGACUCUGUGAUAAAUAAUCCUAAAUAUCAAAGAGUUCUACAAACUUUCAUCCUCUUCGAAGUACUUCAGCCAAUAUUUAUUCAAUUUUCAAUAAUGAUAGAGGAUUAAAUGGAAACAAAUUUUGA
Molecule: messenger RNA, 421 nt
Organism: Paramecium octaurelia
Lineage: Eukaryota; Ciliophora; Oligohymenophorea; Peniculida; Parameciidae
Source: the annotation of a GenBank genome assembly